Bipolaris zeicola 26-R-13 is the source of this 2025-nucleotide messenger RNA. RefSeq lists its product as uncharacterized. The transcript has 5 exons. The annotation marks the transcript as partial. Gene Ontology annotation, molecular function: DNA-binding transcription factor activity, RNA polymerase II-specific; zinc ion binding; RNA polymerase II cis-regulatory region sequence-specific DNA binding. Gene Ontology annotation, cellular component: chromatin. The record is from RefSeq and is a predicted model, not a curated record. Lineage: Eukaryota; Fungi; Ascomycota; Dothideomycetes; Pleosporales; Pleosporaceae. Gene Ontology annotation, biological process: regulation of transcription by RNA polymerase II; DNA-templated transcription.
CUGUCCUGUGAGCAUUGCGGCGAGACAUUCCAUCGUCGAGAGCAUCGGAACCGCCACGUCCUCCGGCACACAGGUCUCAGGCCGUUCAACUGCGAUGUAUGCCAUAAGUCCUUCUCUCGAAAAUCGAGCCAAAAUAUCUCGAACCAAACGCCACCACAAUCUACUGCAACCAACGACGUGGGCAGCGUCCACCUUCGCCCUGAGACCACCCAAAUAGCUCACAAUGGCUCACUACCCGUUGAUGUACAAACAACGUCAGGGCAGUGGGGUGACCAUCGCAUGAUGCCCUCAAACCUCAGCAGCCUUUCUGCUAUCUCGCCUGAUGCUGUGCCCGCCCCGUCACUCGAAGGCCCCGCUGCAUGGCGCCGAGGCUCUGACUUUGUGGCUGGAGGGUACUUUGAAGGCGGCAGCAGCAGCAGCGAAUUCGUUGGAAUGACCGAUGAUUUAUGGGUACCUUGGAAUCCAAUGGCAAUCAAUCUCUCACUGCCAUGGCCUUGGGAUAGAUUAGGAAGAAAUAUAGAUCAGUCAAGGCUUUUCGAUUCACAUUACCACUUACCAGCUUUCGGCCAAGUCUCGGCUCUCACUCCAUCGGCUUCACUCAAUGGUCAUUGGGACCCCAGGAAUACAAACCCGAAUCUUCCUCGGUCAUGUAGAUCCUUCCCGAAGCUGACUGGUGCCAGUUUGGAAGUUGCAGCUACCGAACUGUAUGGCCAUAUUCCAUACCUGCCGAACUCUGGCAUUCGAGGCUUGCAUGACUUCUAUGAAUCGCAAAGACGAAGUUCUCGUGCACCAUUUGUCCAUGACCGUAUCUUUCACGCUUUUAUCGACCUUUACUUCGAGCAUUUCGAUCCUCAAUUCCCUUUUCUGCAUCCAAAUCGUCUAAACGUUGACGAAGUACCCUGGAUCUUGCUACUGGCGGUAGCUGCCGUCGGGAGCCAUUAUUCCGAGAUGACUGAUGCUCAGAGAUAUAACCUGACGCUUGUUGACCUCCUUUGCCGGGCAGUAGAGUCAAAGGUCAAUCUUGUUGUCAUUCAAUCUAUAAUGCUUCUUCACAUCCUUCUUAUGUUUUCUGGCUCUUAUAGAGAGAGGGUUAUUCUGCAGCAUAAACGAAGUAUGCUGAUAAACCUUUGCUGGGAUCUGCUGAGCAAAGCACGACCGCAAAGAAGAGUUGCCAUUGAUAAUCCCGACAUAGAAGCCGAGUGGCAAUCUUGGCUUUCCAGAGAGGAAGAGAUACGUCUGUUGACUUGCGUGAGAGUAGCCUCCUAUCUGCAAAUCCCAAAUACAGGUAUGGGUCACGGCACAUCGUCGCCUCCAUUAGCAGAUUUUGAGUUUAUGAGAGGCGACAAUACCCUUCUCGACACCUCGGUCGACUUACUAUCGUACGCUACUCUAGAAGGCUCAUCAAUCGGCCCGCAUCACCAGAUAGAGACCAUCUUUCACGUUUUGGCUAUCUUGAGACGCGUCUCCUUAGAGAUUCUUAACACAGCGACAGGAUGGAAGACAACCAAAGAGAACAUGCACCGGGCUAGGAGAAAAUUUGUGGACUUUUGUCAACAAAACACCGUGCAAGCUCGCAGAUGCUUAUGGCACGCGACAUGCAUCUUCAAGAAGACGCGCAGUUCGCGGAAGCUGGCCUGCUACGACGUGUACAGUAUACUGAUCUGUACCACUUACAUCUACUGCUACUGCUCAUUCUUCAUAUCCGAAACGUCAGCAUCCCGUCAGACUACGUUGAUGAGCCAGAGGAGAGCCUCUGAAAAGGAUUCACCACCAACCGUUGUGCGAUUAGAUCAGCUGAGAGACCGGUCUAGUAUCGAGCGAUGGAUCCAGAGCGCUGACGAACAUUACUUGAUUCAUUUGACGGGAGUUGGGCUAUUGAAAGGGUCUGACGAUGCUGUUAGAUUUCUUCGGGAUAUUGAAAGGACCCUCGAGUCCCAAAUUGCGUGGCGAGGGAUAUGUUGUGCUUUUGCCACAACCUUUGCUCAGGUCAGGCGUGGGGAAAUGCCUACCGAGUCCCAAGAAGAC